AUGGCGCAAGCUGCAUCGGGCCCCCAGCAAAACGGCCGGACGGUGCCCGUCAAUGGCAAGGCGUCCUACGCCGACAAGCACAGGAUCGCAGACCACUUCAUCGGCGGCAAUGAGCUGGCGAAUGCCCCGGCAGGCAAGGUCAAGGAUUUCGUCGCCCAGAACGAUGGCCACACCGUUAUUACAAACGUCCUUAUCGCAAACAAUGGCAUUGCUGCCGUCAAGGAGAUCCGCUCCGUCCGAAAAUGGGCGUACGAGACGUUUGGCGACGAGAGGGCCAUCCACUUCACCGUCAUGGCCACCCCCGAGGACCUACAGGCCAACGCCGACUACAUCCGCAUGGCUGACCACUAUGUCGAGGUCCCCGGCGGCACAAACAACCACAACUACGCCAAUGUCGAGCUCAUUGUUGACAUUGCCGAGCGCAUGAAUGUCCACGCAGUCUGGGCCGGCUGGGGCCACGCCUCCGAGAACCCAAAGCUGCCAGAGUCGCUGGCCGCCUCCCCCAACAAGAUUGUCUUCAUUGGCCCCCCCGGCUCCGCCAUGAGGUCCCUCGGCGACAAAAUCUCCUCCACUAUCGUCGCACAGCACGCCAAGGUGCCCUGCAUUCCCUGGUCCGGGACGGGCAUCCACGAGGUCGAGAUCGACGACCAGGACAUCGUCACCGUCCCCGACAGGGUAUACGCCAAGGGCUGCGUCACCUCGUGGCAGGAGGGCCUGGAAAAGGCAAAGGAGAUUGGCUUCCCCGUCAUGAUCAAGGCCUCCGAGGGCGGCGGUGGCAAGGGCAUCCGCCAGGCCACAAACGCCGACGACUUCGAGGCCCUCUACAAGGCGGCCGCCAGCGAGAUCCCCGGCUCGCCCAUCUUCAUCAUGAAGCUUGCCGGCAACGCCAGGCAUCUCGAGGUCCAGCUGCUGGCUGACCAGUACGGCAACAACAUCUCCCUCUUCGGCCGCGACUGUUCCGUCCAGAGGCGCCACCAAAAGAUCAUUGAGGAGGCCCCCGUCACCAUUGCCAAGCCCGACACCUUCAAGGCCAUGGAGGGCGCUGCUGUCCGGCUCGGCAAGCUGGUCGGCUACGUCUCCGCUGGCACCGUCGAGUACCUCUACUCGCACGCUGACGACAAGUUUUACUUUCUCGAGUUGAACCCCCGUCUCCAGGUCGAGCAUCCCACAACGGAAAUGGUCAGCGGCGUCAACUUGCCCGCCGCACAACUCCAGAUCGCCAUGGGUCUACCUCUGCACCGUAUCCGGGACAUUCGGCUGCUAUACGGCGUCGACCCCAAGGCCUCGAGCGAGAUCGACUUUGAGUUCAAGUACGAGGGUACCUCCCAGUCACAGCGCCGGCCGACACCCACAGGCCACACCACUGCCUGCCGAAUCACCUCGGAGGACCCCGGCGAGGGCUUCAAGCCUUCCAACGGCGUCAUGCACGAGCUCAACUUCAGGAGUAGCUCCAAUGUCUGGGGCUACUUCUCCGUCGGAACUCAGGGGGGUAUCCACAGCUUCUCUGACAGCCAGUUCGGCCACAUCUUUGCCUAUGGCGAGAACCGACAGGCCUCGCGCAAGCAUAUGGUCAUUGCCCUCAAGGAACUGAGCAUUCGCGGCGACUUUAGGACCACGGUCGAAUACCUCAUCAAGCUGCUCGAGACGGAGGACUUUGAGGAAAACACAAUCUCCACCGGCUGGCUCGACGAGCUCAUCUCCAAGAGGCUGACGGCCGAGCGACCCGACGCCAUGCUCGCCGUCGUCUGCGGCGCCACCACAAAGGCCCACAUUGCCAGCGAGGCCUGCCUGACCGAGUUCCGCGCCGGCCUGGAGAAGGGCCAGGUCCCCUCCAAGGAGACGCUCAAGACCGUCUUCGCCAUCGACUUCAUCUACGAGGGCUACCGCUACAAGUUCACGGCCACUCGAGCCAGCGCCGACAGCUACCAUCUCUUCAUCAACGGCUCCAAGUGCUCCGUCGGCGUUCGCGCCCUCAGCGACGGCGGCCUCCUGAUUCUUCUCGACGGCCACAGCCACAACGUAUACUGGAAGGAGGAGGUGGGCGCAACCCGCCUGUCCGUCGACAGCAAGACGUGCCUCUUGGAACAGGAGAACGACCCGACACAGCUCCGCACUCCCAGCCCCGGCAAGCUCGUCAAGUACGCCGUCGAGAACGGCUCCCACAUCAAGGCGGGCCAGACGUUCGCCGAGGUCGAGGUCAUGAAGAUGUACAUGCCUCUGGUUGCCCAGGAGGACGGCAUCGUGCAGCUCAUCAAGCAACCCGGAUCGACGCUCGAGGCGGGCGACAUUCUCGGCAUACUUGCCCUCGAUGACCCAAGCAGAGUCAAGCAGGCCCAGGGCUUUGUCGACAAGCUCCCUCCUUACGGCGACCCCGUCGUCGUCGGAAACAAGGCCGCGCAGCGUUUCGGCGUCCUGCACAACAUUGUCAUGAACAUCCUGAUGGGCUAUGACAACUCGGUCAUCAUGGCUCCCUCCCUCAAGGAGCUCAUCGAGGUGCUCAGGAACCCCGAGCUGCCCUAUAGCGAAUGGAACGCCUGCUUCUCCGCUCUACACGCGCGCAUGCCCCAGAAGCUCGACUCCCAGUUUGUGCAGAUUGUCGAGCGGGCAAAGGCUCGAAACGCCGAGUUCCCGGCCAAGCCUCUGCAAAAGGCACUCCACAAGUUCCUUGAGGAGAGCGUUGCAGAGGGAGACGCCGACUUGCUCAAGACGACCCUCGCGCCCUUGACCGAGAUCCUCGACCUGUACGCUGACGGCCAAAAGACCCGAGAGCUCAACUUCAUCAAGAGCCUGCUCGAGGCGUACUGGGAGGUGGAGACGCUGUUUGUGAGCCAGGCGCAGAAUGACGGCGUCAUCCUUAAACUGCGCGACCAGAACAAGGACAAUAUCGGCAAGGUGGUGCAGACAGUGCUCUCGCACAGCCGUGUCAGUGCCAAGAGCUCGCUCGUGCUCGCCAUUCUCGACGAGUACCGGCCCAACAAGCCCAACGUGGGCAACAUUGCCAAGUACCUGCGCGAUCCUCUCCGCAAGCUCACCGAGCUCUCGUCUCGCGCCACGUCCAAGGUGUCCCUCAAAGCUCGCGAGAUCAUGAUUCAGUGUUCUCUGCCCUCGCUUGAGGAGCGCACUGCCCAGCUGGAGCACAUUCUGCGGUCGUCUGUGAUCGAGUCGCGGUAUGGCGAGAGCGGCUGGGACCAUCGCGAGCCCAGCCUCGACAUAAUCAAGGAGGUCGUCGACUCCAAGUACACUGUCUUUGACGUGCUCCCCCUUUUCUUCGCCCACGAAGAUGCCUGGGUCGCGCUGGCGUCGCUCGAGGUGUACGUCCGCCGCGCGUAUCGUGCCUACAUCCUCAAGCAGAUCGAGUACCACAACGACGAGACGGACUCGCCGCUCUUCGUUUCUUGGGACUUUCAGCUGCGCAAGAUUGGCCAGUCCGAGUUUGGGCUUCCGCUUCAGUCUGCGGCGGCAUCGACGCCCGGCACCCCCAGCACCUCGGAUCUCGGUGUCAAGCGGAUCCACUCCAUCAGCGACAUGUCCUACCUCAGCAGCAAAUGGGAGGAGGAGCCGACGCGCAAGGGCAUUAUUGUUCCUUGCAAGUACCUCGACGACGCCGAGGAGCUCAUCCAAAAGGCCCUCGAGACCCUUGCCUUCUACAACAAGCAGAAGAAGCAGCACAAUGGCACACAAAUCCUCGCCGAUCUCUCGGGCAAGCGCAAGCCGUUCAGUGCGGUCAAGCGGGACGCCAAGAAGGACGACGAGCUGUCCGCUGUCAUCAACGUGGCUGUGCGGGACGCCGAGAGCCGCGACGAUGAGGAGAUUAUGACCCGGAUCCUUCCGAUUGUCCAGCACUACAGGAGCGAAUUGCUCGUCCGUGGCGUGCGGCGCCUCACCUUUAUCUGCGGCCACAGCGACGGCUCCUACCCCGGAUACUACACGUUCCGAGGCCCGGAGUACGAAGAGGAUGACAGCAUUCGUCACAGCGAGCCCGCCCUGGCCUUCCAGCUGGAGCUGGGACGUCUUGCCAAGUUCCACAUCAAGCCCGUCUUCACGCAGAACAAGAACAUCCACGUGUACGAGGCGGUUGGCAAGGCCGUCGACACGGACAAGCGAUACUUUACUCGCGCCUCCAUUCGACCGGGCCGCCUUCGCGACGAGAUCCCCACCGCCGAGUACCUCAUCUCCGAGGCCGACCGUGUCAUCAACGACAUCUUCGACGCGCUCGAGAUUAUCGGCAACAACUCGUCGGAUCUGAACCACAUCUUCAUGAACUUCACCCCGGUCUUCCAGCUGGACCCGAUGCAGGUCGAACAGAGUCUUCAGGGCUUCUUGGACCGCUUCGGCGCCCGGGGCUGGAGGCUGCGUGUUGCCCAGGUCGAGAUUCGCAUCAUCUGCACAGACCCGACGACCAGCACGCCGUACCCUCUCCGCGUCGUCGUCACCAACACGUCGGGAUACAUUGUUGACGUCGACAUGUAUGCUGAGCGCAAGUCGGAAAGGGGCGAGUGGGUAUUCCACAGCAUUGGCGGGACCAAGGAGAAGGGCCCGCUGCACCUGCUCUCCGUCUCGAUCCCCUACGCAACCAAGAAUGCCCUGCAGCCCAAGCGGUACAAGGCUCACCUGAUGGGAACCCAGUACGUCUACGACUUCCCCGAGCUCUUCCGCCAGGCCAUCCAGAACACUUGGGUCAAGGCGGCCAAGAACCAGCCCGCCCUCCUGUCGCAGCAGCCCAAGGUCGGCGAGUGCAUCAGUUUUACGGAGCUGGUCCUGGACGACAAGGACAGCCUCGAGGAGGUCAACCGAGAGCCCGGCACCAACACUUGCGGCAUGGUCGGCUGGGUCUUCAAGGCCCGCACCCCCGAAUACCCCGCGGGUCGCCGCUUCGUCGUCGUGGCCAACGACAUCACCUACAAGAUCGGGUCCUUUGGACCAACGGAGGACAACUUUUUCAAUAAGUGCACUGAGUUGGCCCGCAAGCUGGGCAUCCCGCGCGUCUACCUCUCUGCCAACUCUGGCGCCCGCCUGGGCUUGGCCGACGAGCUGAUGCCGCAUUUCAAGGUCGCCUGGAACGACCCGACCAAGCAGGAGGGUGGCUUCCGCUACUUGUACCUGGACGAGAAGACCAAGGAGAGCUUCAAGGACGAGGUUGUGACUGAGGAGAUUUCUGAGGGUGGCGAGAAGCGCCAUAAGAUCAUCACGAUUAUCGGUCAGGAAGACGGCCUUGGUGUUGAGUGCCUGCGAGGCUCGGGCCUCAUUGCUGGCGCGACCAGCAGGGCCUACAACGACAUUUUUACGGUGACGUUGGUCACCUGCCGGUCUGUUGGCAUUGGUGCCUACCUCGUUCGUCUAGGACAGCGAGCUGUUCAGAUCGAGGGCCAGCCCAUCAUCUUGACCGGUGCUCCCGCUCUGAACAACCUGCUCGGUCGCGAGGUGUACACGUCCAACCUGCAGCUCGGUGGCACGCAGAUCAUGUACAGAAACGGUGUUUCCCACAUGACUGCAAAUGACGACUUCGCCGGCGUCUCCAGGAUCGUCGAAUGGAUGUCGUUUGUCCCCGAGAAGCGCAACGGGCCCGUCCCCGUCAGCCCGAGCGCCGACGACUGGGACCGCGACAUUGCGUACUGUCCGCCGCAGAAGCAGCCGUACGACGUCCGGUGGAUGAUCUCUGGCAAGCACGAUGAGGACGGCAGCUUCCAGAGCGGUCUCUUUGACAAGGACUCGUUUGUCGAGACGCUAGGCGGCUGGGCCCGCACCGUUGUCGUCGGUCGCGCUCGUCUGGGCGGCAUCCCGAUAGGCGUGAUUGCCGUCGAAACCCGCACGGUGGAGAAUAUCACGCCAGCGGAUCCCGCCAACCCCGACUCGAUCGAGCAGCUGAGCAACGAGGCCGGCGGCGUGUGGUACCCCAACUCGGCCUUCAAGACGGCCCAGGCGAUCAACGACUUCAACAAUGGCGAGCAACUGCCCCUGAUGAUCCUGGCCAACUGGCGAGGCUUCUCGGGCGGUCAACGCGACAUGUACAACGAGGUGCUCAAGUACGGAUCCCUCAUCGUCGAUGCGCUGGUCAAGUUUGAGCAGCCCAUAUUUGUCUACAUCCCGCCGUUUGGUGAGCUGCGCGGCGGCUCGUGGGUCGUCGUCGAUCCGACCAUCAACCCGACGGCCAUGGAGAUGUACGCCGACGUGGAAUCCCGAGGUGGCGUGCUCGAGCCGGAGGGCAUGAUCGGCAUCAAGUUCCGCAAGGAGAAGCAGCUGGAGACGAUGGCGCGCAUGGACCCGACGUACGCUGGCUUGCGGAAGCAGCUUGAUGAAAAGAAGCUGUCGCCCGAGGAAGCGGCCGAGGUCAAGAAACAGAUGGUGGCACGGGAGAAGCAGCUACUGCCCGUGUACGCGCAAAUUGCCGUGCAGUUUGCCGACCUGCAUGACCGCGCGGGGCGCAUGAAGGCCAAGGGCGCCGUCCGCGACGUGCUCGAGUGGACGGGGGCCCGCCGAUUCUUCUACUGGCGCCUGCGCCGUCGUCUCAAUGAAGAGUACAUCCUCAAGCGCAUGACGUCGAGCGUGCUGUCGCAGGCAAAGGAACAGAGCACAGCCAAAGCUAGCGACGUCCGGGCGCGGAACCUGCAUCUGCUGGCGAGUUGGUCGCGCGUCGUGGGCUGGGAGCGCAACGACAGGGAGGUUGCGGAGUGGUACGAGAGGGAACGCAAGACGAUUGGCGACAAGGUAGAGGCGCUCAAGGCGGACAAGCUCUCGGUGGAGGUGGCGGAACUGGUGCGAGGACACAAGGAGGCCGAGUGGAAGGGAGUGCGCGAGACACUUAGGGUCAUGCCCGUGGAGGAGCGCGAGGCGAUUCUCAAGUAUCUCAAGGAAUGA
This is a messenger RNA of Hirsutella rhossiliensis, 6855 nucleotides long. Its product is annotated as acetyl-CoA carboxylase domain-containing protein. Gene Ontology annotation, molecular function: ATP binding; acetyl-CoA carboxylase activity; metal ion binding. The transcript has 4 exons. NCBI's taxonomy places the organism in Eukaryota, Fungi, Ascomycota, Sordariomycetes, Hypocreales, Ophiocordycipitaceae. Gene Ontology annotation, biological process: fatty acid biosynthetic process. Bases 1 to 6855 code for a protein of 2284 amino acids. The record is from RefSeq and is a predicted model, not a curated record.